Messenger RNA from Nematolebias whitei (Rio pearlfish), 3518 nucleotides. It is a transcript of the gene ptprc, whose product is annotated as protein tyrosine phosphatase receptor type C. The record is from RefSeq and is a predicted model, not a curated record. The transcript is spliced from 30 exons. NCBI's taxonomy places the organism in Eukaryota, Metazoa, Chordata, Actinopteri, Cyprinodontiformes, Rivulidae. Gene Ontology annotation, molecular function: protein tyrosine phosphatase activity. Gene Ontology annotation, biological process: positive regulation of peptidyl-tyrosine phosphorylation; negative regulation of protein kinase activity; protein dephosphorylation. The coding region runs from base 36 to 3518 and encodes 1160 amino acids.
GUGUGUGUGCACACACACCCUAACUCCCAGGAGAAAUGGCGGGUCUCUGUGGUCUGAAGACCGGUCUGCUCUGGGUGGUGAUCGUCGGAAUGGCCAGCUGUGAAAGCUCUUCAACAACCCUCUCACUUGCACGCACUCCUGUCAGUGGCACAAAUUCUGCGCCAAAUGUCUCCACCUCGUCUCCACUCAGUGGUGCAGCAUCUGCACCCCUCACCCCCACCUUACCUCCACGCACCUCGGCAGAAUCCACUGCCACAACCUCCCUCAAAGCUCCGCCCACCUCUGAAUCCACCGCCUCAGCCUCCUUAACUCCAUCGUCCCCCUUAACCGCCACGUCUGUCUCUUCUCCUGCAAACACCUCAAACGAGACCUCACCAGCACGCACUUCAACCAGCAACCAGUCGUCUUCUCAAACAAACAAUCAGAGCACAGCUUCACCUCCAGACACCCAGAACUCCACAGAGGUCCCUUCUACCACAGUCAGCAAUCCAGUCCUACGCUGCAAUGGCACUUUUAAAGAGAACUCAUCCGGCUUCCAGAUUGACACGACAAACUUUCCCCCAAUCUACACCAUAAGUUUUGUUGAGAAAGGACGACCAGAAAAGAAAAAUGAAUAUUUAAAUGCUCCAAAAGAUCAAAUCAACAAUCUGAAGCCCUGCACUGAUUAUCAGCUCAAUGUCACAAUUAUUAACAACAAUAUGAGCCAAAUAUUCUGCUCUGAAACUAAAAGGACCAGAGAUCUGAUGAACAAAGACAUAAGAGUCACCGAGUGUACUCCUGGAUACAUCUGUUACCAAAGUGACUGGACCAUCAGCCCUUCAGAGUUAAAGCACAACAACAAACCAGCUCAGAAUCAAACGGAUGGAACAUUACGUUUUAAACUUGACGAUGAAGACUUUUGCUCAAGUUUUACUGUAAACUUCACUCCUGAAAACUGCAAGAACUCGUCUUUUACCCUCACCCAAGACAUUUCUACUGAGUUCAUAAAUCCAGAUGCCAUAAAUCAGCGUAAACCUGCUGGACUUCCUGCAGAGAUCAAACCAAAGCUUCCUUCAAACUGUAAACGUCUCAGUGUGGAGUACACCUGUUCAGGACGUGUCUCUGUCCCCGUGAACCUGUCUGACGUGGAGCCCUUCACAGACUACAGCUGUUCUGGUCUGAUCAAGGACAACAGUGUCUCCAUAAAUAAAACUCUUCCACCAGUUCAGAUUAGGAUUGACUGUGAUCUGACGAUCAACAUCACCUACUUAACAACCUACAAAGUAACGGUCACUGCCUCCAAUGGAGUCUUGAAAAGCGAGCCAUUCCAAGUGAAGAUUAAAACUAGCUAUAAUGACAAAGCUCUCAUUGGGUUCAUGGUCUUCCUCAUCAUCCUCACCACCGUGGCUCUUCUUCUGGUUCUUUAUAAGAUCUACGUUCUGAAACGCAGAAAGUCCCAUAGUUUGGGUGAGCGCAUGAUCCUGAUCCAAACAGGAAAUGAAGAGGAAAAUCUGAAGACUGUGGAACCGAUCGCUGCAGAAGUUCUGCUGGAAACCCACAAACGGAAGAUGGCUGACGAAGCAAGAGUUUUCAUGGAUGAGUUUCAGAGUAUACCCAGGAUUUUCUCAAGAUACACAGUGAAAGAGGCUAAGCAGACCUGCAACGCCCUCAAGAACCGCUAUGUGGACAUCCUGCCAUAUGAUUAUAACCGUGUUCAGCUGACCACAGGAAACGGAUCGGCGGGAUGUGACUACAUUAACGCCAGCUUCAUCGACGGGUACAAAGAACCCAAAAAGUACAUUGCAGCUCAGGGGCCAAAGGAAGAAACUUUGUGUGAUUUCUGGAGGAUGAUCUGGGAGCAGCAGUCAUCUAUUAUCGUCAUGGUAACCCGCUGCGAAGAAGGAAACAGGCCCAAGUGUGCUCAGUACUGGCCCUCUCCAGAACGUGAGACUGAGAUCUAUGAGGAAUUCAUAGUGAAGCUGACCUCAGAGGACUACUGUCCCGACUACAUCAUCCGCCAUCUGAGCCUGAUUAACAAGAGAGAGAAGAACUCAGAGAGGGAAGUGACUCACAUCCAGUUCAUAAGCUGGCCCGACCACGGCAUCCCAGGAGACCCACACCUCCUCCUCAAACUGAGGCGACGCGUCAACGCUUUCAAGAAUUUCUUCAGUGGUCCCAUCGUCGUACACUGCAGCGCGGGAGUGGGCAGGACUGGUACCUACAUCAGUAUCGAUGCCAUGAUGGAGGGUCUGGAAGCAGAAGGCAGAGUGGACAUCUACGGUUAUAUUGUCAGACUCCGCAGACAAAGAUGUCUUAUGGUUCAAGUAGAGGCCCAAUACAUCCUGAUCCACCAGGCCCUGCUGGAGCACAACCUGUUUGGAGAGACGGAGAUCCACCUGUCGGAGCUGCACGGCAUGCUGAGCACGCUCAGAGAGAAGAACUCGGAUGGAGAGCCCACGUUAAUGGAGGACGAGUUUGAGAAACUCCAUUCCAUUAAAAACUGGAAGACGAGUAACGUAGGUGUCACCGAAGAAAACAAGAAGAAGAACCGCUGUUCUUCUGUCAUCCCAUUUGACUACAACCGGGUGCUGCUGAGGCUGGACGAAGGACGCAGUCAGGACAGUGACCCUGAUGAAGAGGAAGAGGAUGAGUCAUCAGAUGAGGAUGAGGAUGAGGAAGAGGCCACGAGAUACAUCAAUGCCACCCACAUUACGGGUUACUGGGAGCUAUGCAGCCUGAUCGCAGCUCAGAAUCCACUGCCGAACACCUUUGCUGAUUUCUGGUCGAUGGUUUACCAGAAGAAAGCAUCAACUAUAGUCAUGCUUUCUGAGAACAAAGAGGACAGUGAACCUGUGUACUGGAGUAAAGACAAGGAGACCUUUGGGGACUUUGAGGUGGAAGUGACGAGUACGGAAACCUCUCCGAUUUUCAUCUCCCGCAAGAUGCAGCUCCGUCACGUCAAGAGAAAGGACAGUCGUCUGGUGAAACAGUUCCAGUUCCUGAAAUGGGAGGACACGGGCCUGCCGGAGAAACCUCAGGAACUCAUGGACAUGAUGAAAGACAUUAGGCGCAACUGUGACGGCCAAUCACAGAAAGGCAUGCCCAUUGUGGUCCACUGCAAUGACGGCUCGGCCCGCUCAGGGGUUUUCUGUGCUCUGUGGAACCUGCUGGACAGCGCUGAGACCGAGAAACUGGUGGACGUUUUCCAAGUGGUCAAAACGCUACGUAAAGACAGAAACGGGAUGUUCUCCAGCCUGGAGCAGUAUCAGUUCUUGUACAGCGCUCUGGGGGGCGCCUUCCCUGUGCAGAACGGGGAGGUGAAGGCUGCUGCAGCAGACUGCGUUCACAUUGUGAAUGAAACCGAAGCAGCCGAGCAGCCAGCCUGCACUACCAGCAGCGACCAGCAGGUGGAGGCAGAGAGCACCCCGCUGGUGGCGCAGGGUGAGAAAGAAACCAGACCAGAGGAGACCUGCUCCCCCACAGAGUCCACACAACUGGAGGAAACCAGCAAUGGUCCCUCAGUCACUGUGGGGGUCUGA